GUGACAGUCUAUGAUUACAUUUGGAAAAAAGAAACAGCUAGCAAAAGCUCGAUCUCAAAUUUUCAUAUACAGCAACAAAACCAACUUGAUGCUACAACAUUGGAAGAUGACUCAAAGGAAAUCUCUACGCAUGUAUUGAUCUACACCAUUCAUCUUAGUGGUUUCCGGGAGCUAUACCGGCAGUUCCUUAGACUUCCAGAUGGAGCUAUUGUUGAA
This is a messenger RNA of Pelobates cultripes (western spadefoot toad), 216 nucleotides long. NCBI's taxonomy places the organism in Eukaryota, Metazoa, Chordata, Amphibia, Anura, Pelobatidae. The record is from the annotation of a GenBank genome assembly.